AAAGUCCCCCUUUCUUUUAAGUGGGCCCACGAUCCUGAACCCAAACAAUCAAAAAGCCGUGGCUUCCGUCGGAAGCUCCAGACUCCCUAGUCCUUUCCCAGUUCCCAAACAGCCAUGUUAUUCAAAAAUACCAACUCAAAAACCUCAUGUCUUUCAAUUUUCUCGCUCAGACUGUUUGUAUAUUUGCUUUUCGAUGGGGUUCUUUCUUUUUUUGGUCUUUCUCUUCAUCUGUAAAGCUUUGGGUUUUUCUUACACCUUUUCUCUCUUUCUCUCUCUCUUUAUUUUUUUGUUUUGCGCCCUUUUUGGUUUCCUUAAUGGAGAAGAUAGCUUCAGACUUGAAGGUUGCGGAGUUGAAGCAGAGUAGUAUCUGCAAUGCCAUGGAAGAGCUUCAUUCUCAAGCUUCUUCCGUACUAUUGAUCACCCUUCAAUGGAAGGAUCUACAGCAACACUUGGACUCCACUCGUACUAAGCUUGAAAGCCUUCGUCAAGAGCUCGGGGAGCGCGAAAACCACAUAGGUUUGAAAGAGAAAGAAUUGGAAGCCCAACGGUUGCAGAUAUGCUUCGAGCUUGACCUCAAAGAGAAGCGGUUGAAUGAGGUUGAUAGUCUGAUCGAAGAGCGAUCGAGAAUGAUUGAGUUUAACGAAAAGCACAUUGAGUCUCUCAUGGUUCUGAUUCAGGAAAAUUGCGAAGAGCUCGAGAUUAAGGAGAACAAAUUCAGCUCUCUGAAUGCUUCUUUGGGUAAGAAAGAAAGAGAAUUCGAUCAGCUCAAUAAACGUGUUGCAGAGAGCAAGAGUAGAUUGGAUUUGUUGCAGAAGAUUAUAAGAGAGGCUGAGUCGGAGGCCGAUUCAAAGUCUAAAGAGGUUGAGUCAAAGGGGAGGGAAGUUGAAAAGCUUCAAGCUUUGCUGAGGAAAUAUCACGAGGACAUCGAAUUGAAAGAGAGACAGUUCAAUGCUCUGAGAAGGUCGGUGGAGGAGCUGAGAGAACAAGUUGAGUUGAAAGAAAAAGAAUUCGAGAGUGCCAUUUACGAAUGCGGGAAAGAGAUCAAGUUGAAAGAGGAAAAGCUGGCUUUGAUACAGGAUUCUGUAAUGGAAUGUACGGCCGAGCUCCAAUCGAAAGAGCAACAGCUCCAUUCUGUGAGAGAGGAGGUCCGGUUGAAAGAGAAGCAUUCUGCUUCGCUGAGAAAAUCAAUGGAGGAAUAUUAUCAAAAAUUGGGGAUGAAAGAAGCUGAAUUCAAAGGUCUGUUUGAGGAGCCGGGAUUGAAAGAGAAAGCACUGGAAUCGAAAUUUGAAGAAGUUGAUUUGCUCUACAACAAGAACAAUGAAUUCGUCAAAGAGGUUGAAUUGAAAGAGAAGGUCAUUGAUGAGGGUUUCAAUGAACUUGAAGCGAAAGAAAAGCAAUUCGUUUCGAGGGUUAAACAAUUCGUGUUGGACAAGAAGGAAUUCGAAGAAAGGUCGUUGAAAGAAAAAACUAAUAUGGUUCAAGUAAAUAUUGAGCAACCAGAUAAUGGCCCCCCUAACAAUUCAUCUUCUACAUCAUCAAUUUACCAAUCGUGCAUCUCUACUAGUGGAGGUGGAGGUAACUUGCAGUUGCUUCUGUAUCAGAACUUGAAAAGGCAUGAUUUAGUAUGCAGUCAGAUCUGUGCCAAUCUCAGAGCUUCAUCGGACCCUGGGAAAUUGGUUUUGGAUUCAAUUCGAGGGUUUUAUCCUCCUGGUGGUAAAGAUAAGGAGGAGGAUGCUGAUUUGAGAACCGUCAGGAGGAGAUGUAUUCUUCUGAUGGAGCAGCUAAUGACAACCUCACCAUCAAAGAUUAGCGAUAAAGUGAGAGAAGAAGCAAGGAAGUUGGCGGCUGAUUGGAAGGCUAAGUUGAAAGUGGAAACGGAGGAUCAAUUGGAGGUGUUGGGUUUCUUGCAGCUUUUGGCUGUCUUUGAUUUGUCCUCUAAUUUUGAUGCCGACGAACUUCGGAGCCUUCUUCAAAUUGUUGCUUACCAUGGACAAGCACCUGUAUUACGUCAUGCCCUUGGCAUAGCUGAUAAAGCCCCAAGUGAAGUUGAGCAAGUGGAAUACUUAUCGGGAAACUUUGCCACCGAUUCUGCUCCAAAUUUGCAUCCCAGCACCACCAAAAGUGGAAGGAGUUUGCACUGUCGAAAUGAGCAUUUGACUAGAAAUGACUCGCCAGAUAAUGAAUCUUUAGCAACUCUUCAAGUGUCACAUGACCCGGCAAAAAUUAUGCUAGACAUGAUAGAAGGGGUAUUUAUAAAAUAUAGGAAGUGUCCAACUCGUGGUUGCAAUGCAAAUGUCAUGAAGGAUUGUAUUUCCCGGUUUGAUCAGCUAAUGGGGCUCUCACCACAAAUUGGACCUAGUGUGAGAGAAGAUGCAAAGAAUCUGGCAUUAGAAUGGGAAGAGAAAAUGAGAGCUGUUCCUGAAAAUUCUUUUGAGAUUUUGUGUUUCCUGCAGUUUCUUGCUACAUAUGGAUUAGUUUCUUCAUUUAAUGCAGAUGAUAUUUUAAAGUUUUUGGAGAAAAUUUCUCAGCAUAAGGAGGCUUUAGAGCUAUGUACAACCCUUGGUUUUGCUGAUAACAUUCCUGAACUUGUUCAAACUCUUAUUGCAAGGAACCGACAUCUAGAUGCUGUUAGGCUUAUUUGUUCAUACAAGUUAGUUGACAAGAUUUCACCUGCACCACUAUUAAAAGAAUAUUUGGACCUUGUGAAGAAAUCUGCCAGAAAUAUUUGUAAAAGAAAUAAGACUGCUGGAUUCAAGGCGAAGGCUAGGUAUGAGAAGAUAGCUGCACUAAGAUCUGUGAAGCAAUGUGUUAUAGAUUACAACCUUGAGUCAUGUUUCCCACUCACCGAUAUUGACAAACGCAUUGAUCAGUUAGAAAAAAUCAAAAAGGAAAGUUGGACUCCAUCUCAUGCCUCCAAACCCAAGGUUGCGCCACAGCAGAAGAAACAAAAUGCCAGGACUUUUGACCACAAUGAACAACAACAACAACAAAAUAGAAACAAAUGUCCUCGGGUACCUAUGUCUGUAUCAAGCGGUGGACCACGUGGAUCAUCGGUAGUUUGCACUCCUGUGUUUCCACAAGUGAGUUCAUCUAACCUGCAUGGAGCAGCAACGCCUGCUAAUAGCCAUUGGCAGUGUGGUGGAUUCAGUGCAAAUUUUGGAGCAGGGCAAAAUGCUGGAUUGCGUUACUCGUUUGAUACACUGUCCAAGCAUUAUUAGGUUCUAUCUCUAACUUAUGCUUAUAUUAGCUGAGGGUGCUAUUUCUAACUUAUGUUUAUAUUGGCUAAGGGCCAUCUGUAUAUAAUGUAAUUAAUAGGUUAGGUCAUGAUGGUUUUACGUAAACUCCUUUUAUGAAAUGAUUUUUCUGCCUCUGAAAUGAAAAAGCUAAUCGCAUGUAAAGCUUAUAGCAUCGUUGUUUUUCUAAAAACGGCUAUGUGAUUAUUGGGUUAGGCCAUUAUGGUUUUGUUUAAA
Molecule: messenger RNA, 3470 nt
Organism: Ziziphus jujuba (common jujube)
Lineage: Eukaryota; Viridiplantae; Streptophyta; Magnoliopsida; Rosales; Rhamnaceae
Product: FRIGIDA-like protein 5
Exons: 4
Coding region: 147-3218 (1023 amino acids)
Source: RefSeq, a predicted model, not a curated record